Messenger RNA from Daphnia carinata, 2202 nucleotides. RefSeq names its product neutral ceramidase-like. Gene Ontology annotation, molecular function: N-acylsphingosine amidohydrolase activity. Lineage: Eukaryota; Metazoa; Arthropoda; Branchiopoda; Diplostraca; Daphniidae. The coding region runs from base 41 to 2134 and encodes 697 amino acids. The record is from RefSeq and is a predicted model, not a curated record. Gene Ontology annotation, biological process: sphingosine biosynthetic process; ceramide catabolic process; long-chain fatty acid biosynthetic process. Gene Ontology annotation, cellular component: extracellular region. The transcript is spliced from 14 exons.
GCAUAUGUUUAGUCCAUGCCAAGACUGAUCUUGAAAAACAAUGAAGCUUUUGAUCGUGGUCGCCAUUUUCUUCUAUGCAUGUACUGCCGAUCCAACAACCUACGAUGUCGGCAUUGGAAUCGCUGACAUCACUGGACCUGCAGCUGAGAUAAAUACGAUGGGAUACGCCAGUCCCUCACCGCUGACUUCCGGAAUCCACACACGUCUGUAUUCGAGAGCGUUCGUGAUCGACGAUAGCAACAACCGCGUUGUCUUUGUUAGUGCCGAUGUUUGUAUGAUCGACCAAGCCGUCAAAACCGAGGUCGUGAAGCGACUAGAGGCCAAGUACAAAGACACGUAUUCGGCCAAGAACGUUGUCAUCAGUGGAACGCACACGCAUUCGGGACCGGGUGGCUAUCUCCAAUAUGUACUUUUAAUCAUUACCAGUAAAGGAUGGGUCCAACAAUCUUUCGAUGCGCUGGUGGAUGGUAUUUUUCUGAGCAUUGAUCGCGCCCACGAUAAUACGAAACCAGCCAAUAUUUAUUAUGCGAAAGAUACGCUAAUCGAUGCAAACAUCAACCGCAGCCCUUCUUCAUAUCUCAAUAAUCCAGCACAUGAAAGAGCCAAGUACACUUACAACACGGACAAGGAUAUGGUCCAGCUCAAAUUCGUUUCGCUCGAAGGCGAGCCACUUGGAGUAAUCAACUGGUACGCUGUCCAUCUCACCAGUAUGAAUAAAACCAAUCAAUACAUUUCAUCAGACAACAAGGGCUACGCUGGAUUGCUGUUCGAAGGGGCUGUCAAUGGAGCUGAAAUCAUGCCGGGCAAAGGUCCAUUUGUGGCAGCGUUCGCCAGUUCUAAUCUUGGAGAUGUGUCACCAAAUACGAUGGGAGCCAGGUGCAUUGAUACCGGAUUUCCAUGUGAUUUCGUAAGCUCAACAUGCAAUAACCGAUCGCAGCUAUGCAUCGCCUUCGGACCCGGAAAAGAUAUGGUCGACAGUACCCGAAUUAUUGGAGAAAAACAGUUCCAGAAAGCUUGGAGUAUGUAUGACAAAGAUAAUUCGGAGCUAGAACCGCUUGAAGGUCCCGUUCAAUUUGCACAUCAAUAUGUCAAUAUGACCAAUUAUACCGUCCAGAUCGAAGAUGCUGUUAAUGGGCCAACCACUGUGCAAUUAUGCACCCCAGCUUUAGGCUAUGCGUUCGCAGCUGGGUGCGUUGAUGGUGCUGGAGCGUUCGACUUUACGCAAGGCACGACUUCCGGUAACGAUUUUUGGAACCUCGUCGCUACGGCGUUGGUUGAGCCAAGUGAAGAGGUUAAAAAAUGCCACGCUCCCAAACCUGUUUUACUUUCCACCGGAGAGUUAAGCUGGCCGUACGCUUGGCAUCCAAGCAUUGCAGAAACGCAGCUGUUGCGGAUUGGACAACUGAUGAUCGCUGCCGUUCCGGGUGAAUUCACUACUAUGGCGGGAAGACGUCUUCGUGAAGCUCUAAAUUCUGAAGCCAUUAACAACGGUGGUCCGUCUAAUAUAAAAACAGUUAUUGCUGGACUUUCAAAUGUGUACACGCAUUACAUCACCACUUUCGAAGAAUAUCAGAUGCAACGGUACGAAGCCGGAUCAGUCCUUUACGGGCCACAUACUUUGUCCGCUCACCUGGAUCAAUAUAAGAAAUUGACGCGAAGCAUUUUCAUGAAUGAAGACUUGGAAAGUGGGCCAGUACCGCCCUUUUUAGUGGAAUCCCAGAUCUCUCUCGUCCCUGGCGUCGUUUUUGACAGGCCGGCGUUUGGGCACAAAUUCGGUGAUUGCAUCGUUCAACCCUAUCCGUUCGUUCGGCCAAAUGAGACUGUGACCGCGACAUUCGUGGCCGGACAUCCACGCAAUAAUCUGAUGACUGAAAAUACGUUUAUGAACGUAGAGGCCAAACAGGAAGACGAUUCAUGGAAAGUCAUCCGAACUGACGCUCAUUUCGAUACAUUCUUCUUUUGGGAAAAAACGUCAGGUGUUGGACAAAGCGAAGCUCACCUACGCUGGAUUGUGCCAGCCGACACUCCAGAAGGCGAAUAUCGCAUCUCGCAUUUUGGUCAUUAUAAAAACAUAGACGCUAGCAUUGUUCCUUACAGCGGCACCACCCAAUCCUUUAUGGUUGGAGCUGAGUAAAACUACAUUUUCCCCACAAACCUUCUGCUUUGUACCGUAUGGCAAUAUACAUAAUCAUCCCGUUAAAA